This is a messenger RNA of Stylonychia lemnae, 1089 nucleotides long. The record is from the annotation of a GenBank genome assembly. Lineage: Eukaryota; Ciliophora; Spirotrichea; Sporadotrichida; Oxytrichidae.
AUGCUAUGCAGUAGAUGUAUUCAAAUUCAACCUCAUCCUCAUUUUUCUUAAGAUUAGAAAAAGCAUUUUACUUUUGAACGAAAAUUUUUAGAUGAAUCUUUCGGUUAGAUGAUUCCAAUUCUUAAAGAUGAAAUGAAUUAGAUUUAGAUCCUCAUGGAUAAUAUGCAUUAAUUCUUAAACAAGGAAAGAAACUUUAAUGUAAGUGAAAUUCAGUAAAUGAUCGACAAGAAUUGCCAUAUUUUACAGAAAUCUUCUCUCGAUGAUAAGAUAAAGAGUAUUUUCAAGGAUCAAGAUUCCUUCAAACAAGCAUUCCAAAUCAACCAAGAGUAACUUCAUGUACCUCAUAAAUAGGAAUUGGAAGAGGAAAAAUAAUAAGUCAUAGAUCAAAAUUAAGAGGAGAUUAAAGUUUAAGAACAUAUUGGAUAAAAUCCAUUAUCUUUGCUCAGUUAAUAAAUAAACAAAAUAGAGUCAAGAGAUUAAUUAGAAAUAGAUACAUUACAAAAGAUAGGAGAAUAAGAUUAAUAAAAAUACAUAUAAUUUAGGGGAUUAGUUGAUAAUGUUUUAUCAGGAAAUGCCAAAGAAAAUGUAUUGUAUGAUAAACUCUUUAAAGUAGGUACUAAAAAUAAGCUUGUGUAUAAAGGUACAAGAGAUGGAUUUAGACCAGCUUUCUUUCACAUAGCUUGUGAUAAUAAAGGUCCAACAAUAACAUUAAUCCUCAGUGAUAAAGGGGAAGUUUUUGGAGGCUAUAGUUCGCUUUCAUGGGAAUCAUCGAAUCAGUGGGUAAAGGAUCCUCAUGCUUUUAUAUUUAGUUUGACUAAGAACACUCUACAUGAGUAAUAUCAACAUUUUGAACAAGGAGUUUUACAUCAUUCACUUUGCUUCAUGAGAUUUGGAUAUGGAAAUGAUAUUUUUAUCAAAGAUAAUUGCAACAUUAAUUGCAAUAGUUAUUGCUUAUUAGGUGGCACAUUUACUCCUCCAUAAGGUUCUAACUAUGGAGAUCAAUUAGCUAGGGACUACUUAGCAGGAUGUGAAAAUUUUAGAGUUAUUGAAAUUGAAGUUUACACGAUAGCUCCUACUAAUAGUUCAUGA